Xenopus laevis (African clawed frog) is the source of this 2633-nucleotide messenger RNA. It is a transcript of the gene pfkfb4.S, whose product is annotated as 6-phosphofructo-2-kinase/fructose-2,6-biphosphatase 4 S homeolog. Gene Ontology annotation, cellular component: cytosol. Lineage: Eukaryota; Metazoa; Chordata; Amphibia; Anura; Pipidae. Gene Ontology annotation, molecular function: catalytic activity; ATP binding; 6-phosphofructo-2-kinase activity. Gene Ontology annotation, biological process: fructose 2,6-bisphosphate metabolic process. The record is from RefSeq and is marked provisional.
AGUGCGUGUGUUGUUUUUUGUGCUCUCCUCAAGCCUGGAUUGUGUUGUCACCGGUCAAUGUGCAGAGGUUGAUACGUGGACUGUAUGUACAGUGAGCUGGCAGGCUGAUCUGUAGUGUUUGUGGCACUUUGUGCUGCAUUGUAUGUGUGCCAAGUGUCCCUAGUGUGUAUGUGUUGUGUAUGUUAGGAGGCACAGCUUCAGGCACCCUGCUGUAUAUGUGCUGUAUAUGUGCUGUAUAUGUGUUGUGUGUUUGCAGUGUCUGCUCUAACAACUCAUCCGGCGUCAAGACAUGGCUGAUUCCCCCCUGGAGCUGACCCAAAACCCACUAAAAAAAAUUUGGGUGCCUUUUAACAAUGGACAUCCGGUGCAGCACAGUGCCCAGAGGAAAGUAUGUAUGACCAACUGCCCGACCCUCAUUGUUAUGGUCGGACUCCCUGCCAGAGGCAAGACUUACAUCUCCAAGAAACUCACACGUUAUCUCAACUGGAUUGGGGUGCCAACCAAAGAAUUCAAUGUUGGCCAGUACAGACGGGACCUGGUGCAAACCUUCAAAUCCUUUGAAUUCUUCCUUCCAGACAACGAGGAGGGACAGAAAAUCCGAAAACAAUGUGCCUUACUGGCCUUGAAUGAUGUUAGGCGCUAUCUGGGAGAAGAAGGGGGGCAUGUGGCAGUUUUUGAUGCAACAAAUACAACAAGAGAAAGGCGAGAGACCAUCCUUAAAUUUGCAGAUCAGAAUGGUUUUAAAACUUUCUUUGUGGAAUCUGAGUGUGUGGACCCUGAAGUUAUUGCUCAGAAUAUAGUGCAAGUGAAGUUAGGGAGCCCAGAUUAUCUGCACUGUAGCAGCGAGGAGGCAACCGAAGACUUCAUGAAAAGAAUUGAUAGCUAUAAGAACUUCUAUGAGACCCUGGAUGAGAAAUUGGACAAGGACCUGUCCUAUAUUAAGAUCAUGGAUGUAGGCUGCAGAUAUCUUGUUAAUCGAGUUAUGGAUCACAUCCAGAGUCGCAUUGUCUACUACCUCAUGAAUAUUCACAUCACUCCACGCUCCAUCUACUUGUGCCGACAUGGGGAGAGUGAGCUCAAUCUCAAGGGGCACAUUGGUGGCGAUUCUGGUCUCUCCAACCGAGGGAAAGAGUUUGCUAAAUGUUUGGGCAGUUACAUCCGUGAACAAAACAUCCAUGACCUUAAAGUGUGGACCAGCCAAAUGAAGAGAACAAUCCAAACUGCAGAGGCCCUGACUGUGCCCUAUGAACAGUGGAAAGCCUUAAAUGAAAUUGAUGCUGGGGUGUGCGAGGAAAUGCGCUAUGAGGAAAUCCAGGAAUCCUACCCGUUGGAAUUCGCUCUGCGUGACCAGGAUAAAUACAGAUAUCGUUAUCCGAAAGGAGAGUCCUAUGAAGAUCUUGUACAGCGCUUGGAGCCCGUCAUUAUGGAACUGGAGCGUCAGGAGAAUGUGCUGGUCAUUUGCCAUCAAGCUGUCAUGCGCUGCCUGCUGGCCUACUUCCUUGAUAAAAGUGCAGAGGAGCUGCCUUACCUCAAAUGCCCCCUGCAUACAGUGAUGAAACUCACCCCUGUAGCUUAUGGGUGUAAAGUGGAAGCUAUCCGUUUAAAUGUGGAAGCGGUUAAUACUCAUAGGAAUAAGCCAGAGAAUGUUGAUGUGGACCGCUCUAGUGAAGAUGCUUUACAGACUGUACCAAAUCACCUUUAACCCGGGUGGAAUCCAGUCACCCACAUCUGCUUGGUGGUUUCAUCCGCCAGGAGAAGUUCAGGAUGUGCACCAGUGAAACCCUCCAGAUAUCUUCGUUUUUGGGGUCUUUUUUAUUUUAAGAUUUUUUUUAUUGGUUGAAUGACUGUAUAAACAUGGCCGCACAGAUCUCAUGUCUGAAGUUAGAGAGAGGCAUGUAUGAUUCACAGUAUUGCACUCCAGUGUAUCAAUGUCACGGGACUCUUGUUUUAUAUCAUGAUAACGGAUUAGCCGGUUCUUUCUUAACCAGCACAAAACUGCUGAUUUGCUUGUUUUGUUUUUAAAUUAAUAUAUAAAUGAAGGGGACAUUUAGUGCAGGGAUUUCCUAAUUGUGUCCCUCCAGGCCUUGCUGAUCUACAGCUUUUGUUGACUAGCUGUGAAUGAUGGGAGUUGUAGUUCAGCAGCAACUAAAGCUGCAUAUAACUGAUUUGGGAGGAGUGACGCACCUGAGGCUCUAUAAGUGUUUCUAUUAAAAGCAAUGUCUCCCCUCAGCUUGCUGAUAUACUGUAUAUUAUUGCUUAGAGGAAUGAAUAUAUUUAAAGGGGUUGUUCACCUUUGAGUUAACUUUUAGUAUGAUGUAGAGAGGGAUAUUCUGAUACAAUUUGCAAUUGGUUUUCAUUUUUUAUUAUUUGUGGUUUUUCAGUUAUUUAGCUUUUUAUUCAUCUCUCCAGUUUGCAUUUUCAGGAUUUGUUUUGCUAGGAUCCAUAUUACCCUAGCAACCAUGUUCUUAUAUGAAUACUUGACUGGAAUAUGAAUAGGAGAGGCCUGAAUAGAAGGAGGAGUAAUAAAAGGUUGCAAUAACAAUAAAUGUGUAGCCUUACAGAGCAUUUGUUUUUUAGAUGCUGGAGAGAGUCAGAAGAAGAAGGCAAAUAAUUCAGAAACUAUAAAAAAAAAA